Messenger RNA from Cornus florida, 963 nucleotides. RefSeq lists its product as uncharacterized. Gene Ontology annotation, molecular function: zinc ion binding; nucleic acid binding. The transcript is spliced from 2 exons. The record is from RefSeq and is a predicted model, not a curated record. Lineage: Eukaryota; Viridiplantae; Streptophyta; Magnoliopsida; Cornales; Cornaceae. Bases 1 to 963 code for a protein of 320 amino acids.
AUGGAAAGAGGAAGUGGUUAUCAUAGAAUCGAGGAAGAAGCCUCUUGUGUUCCUAUUGAGGCUGAAGUGGAACAACCUAUUCAGGGUGAUAUGAAAAGAGAACAGGAGUACUUAACUGGUACUACCAAACCAGAAGAAGCUGAGGGGUGGGUAAGAAGAAUGGAAUCAAUAUUUGCAGUGAUGGGUGCAGCAGAAGACCAGAAGGUAAACUUAGCUACAUUUAUGUUAAAAAAUGAAGCUAGUUAUUGGUGGGACACGACAAAACAUUUAUUGCUCACUCCAGGAGAGAAAGAGGUGAUAUUCUGGAAUCUAUUUGUUAAAGCUUUUUAUGAGAAAUAUUUUCCUCCAAUUUAUAGAAAAGAGAAUGAACUGGAGUUUGUUCUCCUAAAACAAGAUAGAAUGUCUGUAGUUGAUUCUGAAGUGAACUUUACAGCUUUAUCGAGGUUUGCACCCAAGUUUGUACAGAAUGAAGAAGAUAAAUGUACAAAAUUUCAGGAUGGUUUAGAGGCGGCUAUUAAAUCCAGAGUUUCAGUGUUUAAGGAAACAUAUUACAACAGACUUGUGAAUAAAGCCAUGAUUGCCGAAAGGGAUGUGAAAGAAUUGCAAGAAAGAAGGGAAGAAUACAAAAGAAAUAGAUCUGAGCCAUCACAAUCAAGAGGGAGUAAAGGAAUUUCAAGUCAGAAAAGUCAAAGGUCGCGGUAUGGAAGGGGAAGGGGUAGUGAAUAUCAAAGGCAGAUGUCAGGUAUUGGAAGAGGUCAAGGGUUUUCCGCACAACAAUCUGUACAACAAGGUAGCUUUGGAGGACGUCGUACUGGCAGGGGGUGUUUUCAGUGUGGAAGGAAAGGUCACCAGAAGAAAGAUUGUCCUGUGUUGAAAGCAGAAGAGUGUUAUCAUUGCCAUCAGCUGGGUCAUCGGAAGAGAGAUUGUCCUAUGUUGAUAGGAGUGACCUCAGUGGGUUGCUAG